AUGGCUCACAUUGCCAGCUGCGUUGCCAACGCAGAGCACGCCUCUCCUCGACAAUCGCCAUCACAGGCUUCAUCUUCCGACAAGCCCCACGCGUGGAGGAUGCUGCCUUCGGAUCAGCAGCGCAGGUAUCAACUCUUUCCCAAGGACAAGCAGCUGCCUCUUUCCAGCAGCGGCAAGGCCCUCGAUCCCGAGAAGGCCUUUGCCUAUGCCAUGGGCGACAAGACCGACAAGGCCAAUGCCGUCGCCCAUCUGCGCUUGAGACCCAACCAGCACAGUCAAGCGCGACGACGCAAGCCUAUCCCUCAGGAUUCCUCUCACAUGACAACCGUCCAGGAGGUCCCCAUGGACUCACCCACCAUUCCCGGCCGGCCGGCCCUCCACGAGCGCUCUUCCAGCGCUCCCAAGGAGAAGACGGGGCCAGUUCCAACCCCCAUUUCCAAGGACAGAGACCAUCAUGGCUUCGCAUCCACCCUCGACAGGGCUUUCACUGGCACUGCAGAGCCAGCCUGGUCGCCCCCGAGUCUCCUUCCCGAUAGCCCAGCCCCGCUCAUCAUUCACCAACGCAACCGCCCUGCUCCUCUCCUCCAGUCCAAGAUUUCCCUCGCAAAGCUUCGCUCCGAUAGCGCUCCGCCCCGGGAGUCUCCCCGUGUCUCGACUCCAGAUCUCUCCUUGCCCCGAUCCGCCACCACAGACGGCACCUCGGGCACUGCACUCACCACUCCCAUGUCUGCGCCGCUUACGGAACUUCACUGUGCUUCGCCCAAGUCGUGGGAUGGCCCUGGUAGCGGUGACGGCUUCGCCACACCUUACACCGACGAUGCAUCGCCUUACGGCGCCGCCUGCGGACAUCAAAGACGGGUAUCCGCCUCGUCGAGCAUAGUGGAUAGAGGGCGACCCAGGAAGCGCGACGGCCAACCCAGCAGCAAUAUUUGCAGGGACAAGGACAAGAACAGCCCGCUCCCGGCUCCGCCCAAGUGCAGUGAGGGCUGGAAGCCGCGCGAUGCAUUGGGUAAGCUGAGUGCCGGGGACUCGUCGUCGCUUCAGAAGCAGGCAUAUCGUCAAGCCGAGAGGUUUGAAGUCCUCGGAGCCGGCGACGUCGAGGCCCUCUCCAAGGAACUUCGUCAACUCGACGAACGGACAGAGUACCUCCGACGCACCUACACGUCUCUACGAUCUGGGCGCCGCAAUCUCCAUUCUCGGAUUUGCCAAUACCUUCGCUCGCCGCGCACGACUCGUUUCAGUCACGAGUCGAUGCUGCGGCAAGAAGAGGCCCUGGCCGAGCUGGACGAUUCCAUCGACGACUGGGUCAACAAGCUCGAGCAUGUCGAGAAUCGACGCGCACGGAUCCGCCAGAAGCUCCUCGAGCACGUCGCAGCCGCUACCCUGCUCCCUGUUCCGAGCAGCCCCGCCGCUUCCUGCGAGUCCCUGCAGCAGAUCAUGGGCGUCAGGUCGCCCGUCCCUUCCGGCAUCUCCACGCCCCCCCGGAGUCCGAAGAGACAGGCAUUCUCCAACCCCCUUGGAGGCGAGUCGCCAUCGCCGCAGCGGGUGGUUGCCCAAGUGCCCAGCACCGUCAUCGAACAGCCCGUCGUGGAGAUCGAGCAGGCUGCCCAGCAGACUCGGGGCAGCGUGGCCAAAGGCCCAAAACGGUCUGAUGUGGAAAGCAUACGGGUCUACGUGGGCGGCGAUGUCUUUGCCUUGCUCGCCGACGUCGAAGACGAAAUCUCCCGAAUGGGCAGCCAACGGAUCCCCGCCAAGCCGUGGGAGUCUUCUGGGAGGCAGGGCGAGCGCGGGAAGCACGGGAGUUCCAAGGGCUCGGCGACCCCAAACGGCUCGGCAUCUUCCUUUGUUUUUCCUCCGCCGCGAACCCCUGCUUCCCAUACCUCGACUACCAAGGACGGGCCCAAAGAGACGAUGCCGUCCGUGCCGCCGCCGCCGCCGCUCAAAGACAUCAAGCCGGCCGAAGGUGAACUUCUUCUCACGAGCGCCGUGUUCAAGCCUUGA
Hirsutella rhossiliensis is the source of this 2001-nucleotide messenger RNA. RefSeq names its product up-regulated during septation domain-containing protein. NCBI's taxonomy places the organism in Eukaryota, Fungi, Ascomycota, Sordariomycetes, Hypocreales, Ophiocordycipitaceae. Bases 1 to 2001 code for a protein of 666 amino acids. The record is from RefSeq and is a predicted model, not a curated record. The transcript has 5 exons.